Molecule: messenger RNA, 960 nt
Organism: Closterium sp. NIES-67
Lineage: Eukaryota; Viridiplantae; Streptophyta; Zygnematophyceae; Desmidiales; Closteriaceae
Source: the annotation of a GenBank genome assembly
GUGUUAUAAAGGUUGGAUGUGUCUUCCGCUAAGGGGAAACUCUGCCGAAAUUUCGUGGACGCCGACACUUGUGAAAAUAUCGAGGGAGCUGAGUGUGGACAGCAAAGGGGAGCUGAAAUUCGUCAUUUCUCAAGGAGAAGAUGAAUGGGAGAGGAGGAGAUGCUAAUGGAAGAGGAGCUGUACAUGAGAAGACAAGUGAGCCACCGCCAUCAAAAGUUCAAGCUUUGGAUGGCUCCAACUAUGAGGAAUGGAGCGGGCGGAUGAGGAGUGCCUUCAAACGCUACAAGCUACUGAAGAUUGCUGUUGGGGAGGAGAAGAUGCCGGAAGAAGGCGAAGCACGGGACGAUGUGAAGCCGGUCCUUGACAAGAUCAAGGACACCUAUGCAAGGAUGGUAGCAGCGGGCAGCAGUGUAUCUCAGCUGCAGCAGUGCACCAAGAUCAUCUCGGUUUUGGACAACUCUUGGGACAACCUCAUCCCCACCCUCAACUCUCAGCAAGAUCAAUGGACACCUGAGAGGCUAAGGCAGCAGAUUCUGCAGGAGGACUUCCGCAGACGCCAUAAGAGCAAGGCCGAAGUGACCUUUGGACCAACCAGCUGCCGUGCUAAGCUUGGGAAGAAGGUGCUGUGGAGUCUGGAAGAGGAGACCAGCUGUAUCAAGGACCUAUGGCAGCUGCGCAUCAUCCCUUGGAAUGGGAAGACUCCAACAGCAGCAACGACAGCAGCGGCAAAGGCAACAGCAGGAGGAGAUGCAACUGCACCAACUGAUGGGGUCCUGGAAGCAGUCAAGAAAGUGCAGCAGCAGCAGACACAUGGUGAGGCAGCCGCUAUUUCUUGACAAUUGUGGAUGACCACACUCGGGCAGUGUGGGUUUACCCUUUGAAGAGCAAGGGGGAGGUGGCAGCGGCUGUCCUUAAGGAGUGGAUGCCUAGAGCUCAGAGGGAAUAUGGACACAAGGUGAA